CGAGUCUUCUCUCCUUACAUCCUUCCGUUUUCGCUGACCUCCGAUCCCGUCUCUUAUCCCUCUUCCUCUUGCCUAUAAAUGUCCCGUUCUCCUCCUUCCUUCUCCAACGCUUCCUUUGCUCUUUAAAACCUCUUCCCAUGUCCCUUUUCCAGGAUUUCUGGUCGUUCUUCCAGCUUGAGCGUCCUUUAGGAAAAUCAGGAUCGCUGUUCCAGUACUUGUAUGAAACCAUGACCAACUCGCGCUGCGAAGGGAGCGACUUCGAGCUCUGCCGAGACGACUCUGCCGCAUUCGUCCUCAAGUUUGUGGCGAUCGCGUCCAUACUCAUCGCGGGAAUGACCGGAGUAGCCUUACCUCUUUUCGGGAAACAUCGGUGUAAUCUCCGCACAGACGGCAGCCUCUUCGUUGCCGCCAAGGCUUUCGCGGCAGGAGUGAUUCUGGCCACCGGCUUUGUCCACAUGUUACCGGACUCGUCGGAGGCCCUGUCAAAUCCCUGUUUGCCCCAAUAUCCAUGGUCCAAGUUCCCCUUUACCGGUUUCUUCGCCAUGAUCUCAGCCCUCUUAACACUCUUGGUUGAUUUCGUGGGAACCCAAUAUUAUGAACGGAAACAGGGGAUGGCGCGGGACGCCGAAAUCCAAGGACGGGUCGGGACGUCAGAGUCGGGCAUGGAAUCGGGAAUCGUGCCCGUUGUGGAGGUUAGGGACUUGAGUGGGAAAGUGUUUGGGGAAGAGGAAGGCGGCGGAAUGCACAUAGUGGGGAUGCAUGCUCACGCAGCGCACCAUAGGCACAACCACCCACAAGGCCACGACUCUUGUCGUGGUGGCGUCAAGGAACAGUCCCAUGUCACAGGACAGAGCUAUGGCCACUCACACGAAUUCGGAGACGAUGAGGAUGAAGACGGUGUACGCCAUGUCGUCGUUUCACAGGUGUUGGAGCUUGGGAUUGUAUCACAUUCAGUGAUAAUCGGGCUCUCUCUGGGAGUGUCGCAGAGCCCUUGUACCAUAAGGCCGCUGAUUGCAGCCCUAUCAUUUCAUCAAUUCUUUGAAGGAUUCGCACUUGGAGGCUGUAUCUCCCAAGCUCAAUUUAAGACCUCAUCAGCGACCAUAAUGGCCUGCUUCUUUGCCCUGACAACGCCGUUGGGUAUCGGAAUAGGCACAGCGAUUUCUUCAGGAUAUAACCCAUACAGUUCGGGAGCACUCAUAACCGAAGGCAUAUUGGACGCUUUGUCAGCUGGGAUUUUAGUGUAUAUGGCUUUAGUAGACCUGAUAGCUGCUGAUUUGAGCAAGAGAAUGAGCUGUAACUUUAGGCUGCAGAUAGCUUCAUAUUGCAUGCUUUUUCUCGGGGCUGGAUUGAUGUCUGCGCUUGCAAUCUGGGCCUGAUUCCUUUUCAUUUCCAAGAUUUCAGAGCACAGUAUUUUACUAUUCUAUAACAGAGGGGGGCGAUGAAUAACGUGAAGAUUGGAGGGAGACGAGUAUGAGAUAUUCGCAGUAGUCCCCAUCUAAUUUACACAUAGCAAGCGAGGAAAAAGGGAGCAAACACACAGGGUCGUUCGUCGUCAAUGCCUGUCUUCCAACAUGCCCUCUUCCCUCAAAACGUGCAGCAACUAGUUAACGAGAGAAAGGAUGCCAAGGGAUGGGAUGAUGGUCUCUGUUCGUCCCAAGAAUUAGUUUAUUUUUAAUGUCCUUGUUGAUACCCCAUGAUUCUUAAUGGAAAUUUGAAAUGUGGCAAGGGAAAAUGUUGAGCAAAUGAUAAUUAUGUCUAUAUCUAAAAAUUAACACUCUAUUUAGUUGGUUGGAGGGGAGGGAUAAAAUUUUCCCUCCCAUCCGUAUUACUAAAUAAGGGGAAGGGUAAAAUUUGGUUGGUUUUAUUUUUUUCUAUGUAAAUUUCAUGUGUACGGUUUUCUUUUUGAAGUAACAUUAUAGCUCUUAAUUUCACUCGAAAAUGAGGGUAAGGCAGUUCCUGCCUUUUCCCUGUCCCAUCCAAGUGAGAAUUUACCUUCCCUUUCCGUCCCCAUCCCUCCAAUGAUUCGCUUAACAUCGAUGUCCAGGCUUGGAGUUUAUUGCAACUUUUUGGAAAUGAUGGAGCCUACAUGGCGUCAUAGCUUUUACCUUCCGCCGCUUCCUUCAGUCGGUGGACGUCUCCCGCUUUCACGACUUUAGUGGGUGGAUAUGAGAAAGGCACAGUGCUAAGAAUGGAAAAUAGCGAUAGAAUUGUAUAUUAAUUCUGGCUUGAUUUUGGAGUGCAUUGUGAUCGUUCACACGCUCACGUGCACGUUUGUUUGUUUGUUUGUUGUUUUUUUUUGGGACUGAAAGAUAUCCAUUCAAUAACAAACAGACAACAAGAAGACAAGGGUUGUUUCAUCUC
Molecule: messenger RNA, 2361 nt
Organism: Prosopis cineraria
Lineage: Eukaryota; Viridiplantae; Streptophyta; Magnoliopsida; Fabales; Fabaceae
Product: zinc transporter 4, chloroplastic-like
Biological process (GO): zinc ion transmembrane transport
Cellular component (GO): plasma membrane
Molecular function (GO): zinc ion transmembrane transporter activity
Source: RefSeq, a predicted model, not a curated record